Messenger RNA from Condylostylus longicornis, 1659 nucleotides. RefSeq names its product homeobox protein SMOX-3-like. NCBI's taxonomy places the organism in Eukaryota, Metazoa, Arthropoda, Insecta, Diptera, Dolichopodidae. The coding region runs from base 582 to 1361 and encodes 259 amino acids. The record is from RefSeq and is a predicted model, not a curated record. Gene Ontology annotation, molecular function: RNA polymerase II transcription regulatory region sequence-specific DNA binding; DNA-binding transcription factor activity, RNA polymerase II-specific. Gene Ontology annotation, biological process: regulation of transcription by RNA polymerase II. The transcript is spliced from 3 exons.
UGAAAUUGAAGAAAAAAUGAGCAAAAAGAAAAAAAAAUUUAUAAUAAUUUGCUUUCGUCUUUAUUUUCAUGCUUUUUUUUUGAAAAGUGGGAAAUUGCAAUCAAAAGUAAAAAAAAAAAUAACAAAAAAAACAAAACAGAAAACCUAAAAAACAAAAAAAGGAUAUUUGUAUUUUAUGUUUGUUAUCCUUGUUAUUUUUUUAUUUUAUUAUUCUUUUUGUUUUAUUUUAUUUUCAACAAAAAAAAAAAAGACAAAACUUGAUAAUAUUCACUUGUGAUUUUUUAAAAAAUAAAUUUAGUUUUGUUUCGGACGGUAUUCAAUUAAGACGACAACGAAAAAAAAAUUUCGAAAUUCAACAAAAAAAAAGCCAAUUUUUAUUUGUUAAUUAAUUAAAAUACAAGCAACAAUAAAGAGAAAAAUAAAAAAUAAAUUAAUUAUUAUUUUUCAAUUACAAAAUCCAAAAAUUUUAUAAUAAAAUAUACAUACAUAUAAACAUUAAUAUAGUUGAAAUUAAAAUUAUAUUAACAUAUACUUACAAAUACUAUAAUAAUAUACUUAAAAUAUAUUGUAUAUAAAAAUAAAUGGCUGGGCCAUUUUUAUCACCGCUUCCAGGUGAUUUAAUAACUGAAUAUAUGUUUGGGCGUCGAAGACAAAGAAGAAAUCGUACAACAUUUACACCACAACAAUUACAAGAAUUGGAAAAUUUAUUUCAGAAAACACAUUAUCCUGAUGUAUUUCUCAGAGAGGAAGUUGCCUUACGGAUUAGUUUGAGUGAAGCACGUGUACAGGUUUGGUUUCAAAAUAGACGUGCAAAAUGGAGAAAACAAGCAAGACUACAAUUAUUACAGGAUGCCUGGCGAAUGCGUUGUCUAAGUAUAGGCGCAUCACCAGUUCAAGGAGGUGCUGCUGGUAGUGGUAAUGCAGGCAGAGGUCCUUUAGAUGCUAAUGGAUCACAAAAUACACCAGAGAAUUUAUCGAAUAAUGAAAAAAAUUUUCAUACAAAUGAAACUUCAUCCACAAAUAUGACAAUGAUGCAUUCAUCAUUUAUUAAUAAUAAAUUAAUUACUGAUGAUCAUUUAAAAGAAUUAAGUGAAAAUUCAGAAAAAACUUAUACAGAAUUAAAAAUGUACAAAGAUAGUAUACAUACAAUUGAAAGUAUAAAUAACGGUGUCAAUUCAAAUAGAAAUUCUUUUGAUUCAGGAUGUAGAACUAAUUUAAGUAAUCAAUCAUCAGAAUCAGAUGGAUCUGAUUCAGAAGAAAUUGAUCUUACAUCAUCAGGAACUUGUAUUGAUUUUUCUAAUAAUAACAACAACAAUAAUAACACUAACAAUAAUAUUAAUAAUAAAUGUAACAAUCUUUAAUAAAUUUUACAUUAGGCUUUUACAAAAAAAAAAUAUAAAUCCAAAAUAAAUUCGCAUAUCUUCUUAAUAAUUUAAAACAAUGAAACAAAAAACAAUUAUAUUUUAAAUAUAAUAGUUAUGUAAAAUGUAAAAAUUUAUUUAAAGAAAAACUAAAUUGUAUCUGUACAGAAAUUGAAGAUGAUGCUAAAAUUAAGCUUUAGAUAAUAAUUAAAAAUAAAAUUAAUUAACAAAGUUUUUAUUUUGGAUUCCAAUUAGUGUUCUACUCUGGACUCUAUCAGCCUUGUCAGACAACAAAAUC